AUGGACCAGAAGCCCGUCGUCACCGUCACGCUCAACCCGGCGGUCGAUAUCGCCACCGAUGUCGAAACCGUCCGGCCCGAUGUCAAACUGCGGUGCGGCCCCGCGCAGUUCGAUCCCGGCGGCGGCGGCAUCAACGUCUCGCGCGCCAUCGCCAAGCUCGGCGGACAAUCGACCGCGCUCGUCUCGUCGGGCGGGGCGACCGGCGAGAUGCUGACCGCGAUGCUGGCUGGCGAAGCCAUCGAUGCCGUGACGAUUGCCGCCGGCGGACAGACCCGACAGUCCUUCACCGCGCGCGAGACGACCACCGGCCGGCUCUACCGUUUCGUGCUGCCGGGACCGGACUGGAAACCGGAUACGGAACACGCGCUGCUGACGAUGCUGGAGGCGCACUGCGCGCCAGGCGCGCUCUUUGUCGUUUCCGGCAGCCUGCCGCCCGGCGCCGACCCGUCCCUGAUCGAGCGCAUGCACGAGACGGCUUCGCGUGGCGGCGCUUUGCUGAUCGCCGACACGUCCGGUCCCGUGUUGCAGGCGCUGUGCGCGCGAACCGGCACGCCGCUCCACACGCUGCGCAUGGACAAGGAUGAGGCGCUCACCGCAUCCGCCCGACCGCUCGAAACGCCGGACGAUUUCGCGGGCUACGGGGCAACACUGCUGGAAGCGGGCAUUGCCCGGCAUAUCGUUAUCGGGCUGGGCGCGCGCGGCUCCGUCGGCGUUUCGGCGGACGAACAGAUCCUCACCAGCAGACCGGUCGAGCAACCGCUCAGCGCGGUCGGUGCGGGCGACAGUUUCGUGGGCGCCUAUGCGCUUGCCAUCGCAAACGGCGAGGAUUUUGCGACCGCCCUCGUCCACGGCACGGCGGCGGCGGCUUCGGCGGUCCUCACGCCCGGCACGCAAUUGUGUGACGGCGAUUUGGCCGUCUCGUUCCGCGCCGAGGUUGCCACGACGCGGCUCUGA
Molecule: messenger RNA, 954 nt
Organism: Effrenium voratum
Lineage: Eukaryota; Dinophyceae; Suessiales; Symbiodiniaceae
Source: the annotation of a GenBank genome assembly